Molecule: messenger RNA, 6091 nt
Organism: Elgaria multicarinata webbii
Lineage: Eukaryota; Metazoa; Chordata; Lepidosauria; Squamata; Anguidae
Gene: SOCS7
Product: suppressor of cytokine signaling 7
Exons: 10
Coding region: 106-2145 (679 amino acids)
Biological process (GO): intracellular signal transduction; phosphatidylinositol phosphate biosynthetic process
Cellular component (GO): phosphatidylinositol 3-kinase complex
Molecular function (GO): 1-phosphatidylinositol-3-kinase regulator activity
Source: RefSeq, a predicted model, not a curated record
GCAAGCAAGGGUGGAAGGAAAGCCUUAGCUUUCGGCAGCCGAUCUGGAUCAGGGGCCGGCCUCCCCGUCCAGAUUGUUUGGCGGGGCCGACUCGCCUUUUGCUCCAUGCAAUGCACCGCCUCCCUUAGCGCGAUGCAGCGGGCCGGAGGAGCAGCGGCGGCCGCGGCAGAACCUGGAGGAGGAGGCGGAGGAGGAGGCGGCGAGGCGGUUGCAGCAGCAGCGGCCUCGUACCGGGUGUUGAGCCGCUUGUUGGGCUACGGCGGGGCUGAGUCAGCCGCAGCCGGGUUGGCGCUUGGAGGAGCCGUCGGGGAAGCGGCGGCGGCGGCGGCUGUCGCAGCCGCGGAUCGGGGAAGGGCGGGCGGAUUACGGGGCUCGCAGCUCCUGGUCUUUCGCCCUGGCGAAGCUGGAGAACCGUCGGGGGUCUCCCCGGCCGCUUGUCUGCCGCCGCCGCCGCCUCAACCGCCCUCGGAGUUGCUGUGCGCCAGGCACCGGUGCGCUCUCCUGGACACCCCGAAAGGCGAGCCUGGCGGGGGGCGAUGCUGGAACGGAGCGGCUGGCGGCCUCCUUUUCCCCCCGGGGGCCGGCCUGGAGUUGCAGCUGGCCGCUUUGGGGCUACAUCAGGCGCCCCCGACCGCCCCUGGAGGGCCGGGCAAGCCCCCCGGCGAUUGCCCCUGCAUUAGCCUCUUGCCUCCGCCGCCUCUCGCCCCGCCGCCCGCUUUGCCCUUGUUACCCCCGGGGGAGGAGACCAGUGACGCCCUACUGGUGUUAGAAGCUCUUGGCCCCGACGAGGAGGACGAAGAGGAGGCGGCGGCUGCAGGGCAGGCAGAAUCGUCCAAUUCGACGGGUAUGGGGGGCAGCCGCGUUCACCUACCCGCGCCAGCAACCCUGGCUUCCGCUGCUGCUGCUGCUGCUCCUCCGGCAGGCCCGGUGCCCGCCGUCGCGGCCAACCGCCCCAGCUCAUCCGCCCCCUCCAGGAAAGGCUCCUUGAAGGUUCGCCUGAGCCGCCUUUUCCGCACGAAAAGCUGCAGUGGAUCGUCCUGCAACCCCGCGGCCACCACUGGUGCACGUCGGGGGAUCGGGGAGAGGGAACUACUACAAGCCGCUGCCACUCCAGCCACCUCGGGCACGGCAGGAAGCCUUCCGGAUGUGUCUCAACCUGGGUGUCGGGAGCAAGACUCUGGCAGAAAACCAAGAUUGAUGCGAACGCAAAGUGCCUUUUCUCCAGUUGCUUUUGGUCCCCUCUUCACAGGUGAGACUGUGUCACUGGUGGAUGUGGAUAUCUCUCAGCGUGGCUUGACGUCUCCGCACCCCCCGACGCCACCACCUCCCCCGCGCCGAAGCCUCAGCCUUCUGGACGAUAUCAGUGGGACACUGCCUACAUCUGUCUUAGUGGGUCCGAUGGGGUCUUCGUCCCUCCAGUCUUUUCCUCUGCCUCCACCGCCUCCACCGCACGCCCCUGAUGCAUUUCCCCGGAUCAUCCCAAUCAGAGCACCAGAAGCAGUACACAGCCAGCCUGCACAGCACCUUCAGUGCCCCCUCUACCGGCCUGACUCAAGUAGUUUUGCAGCUAGCUUGCGGGAGCUAGAAAAAUGUGGUUGGUACUGGGGACCUAUGAACUGGGAAGAUGCCGAAAUGAAGCUGAAAGGGAAACCUGACGGGUCCUUCCUAGUUCGUGAUAGUUCUGAUCCCCGGUAUAUCCUGAGCCUCAGCUUUCGAUCGCAGGGUAUUACCCAUCACACUAGAAUGGAGCACUACAGAGGAACCUUCAGUCUUUGGUGCCACCCCAAGUUUGAGGACCGCUGCCAGUCCGUGGUGGAAUUCAUCAAGCGUGCCAUCAUGCACUCCAAAAAUGGGAAGUUCCUUUACUUCUUGCGAUCCAGGGUCCCAGGUCUCCCUCCAACCCCUGUCCAGCUCCUUUAUCCAGUCUCUCGGUUCAGCAAUGUUAAAUCGCUACAGCACCUCUGCCGCUUCCGGAUAAGGCAGCUGGUCCGCAUUGAUCACAUUCCAGAACUACCACUCCCCAAGCCUCUGAUCUCUUACAUCCGCAAGUUCUACUACUACGACCCCCAGGAGGAGGUGUAUCUCUCCUUGAAGGAGGCCCAGCUUGUUUCCAAACAGAAGCAAGAGGCAGAGUCUUCAACGUAGUGAGGGCCCCCCCACCCCUGCCAUGCUGCUGUCAUCAACGGAAUUCGGUCACCAGUAUCCUGUAGCUAUGGAAGCUGCACUGGAGAGGACUCCUAGCCUUUGCUUUCCGUCUGUCUCCAGGCCUCCAGAGAGGGUCCAGGACUCAAUAAGAAGCACAGCUGUGCACAGAAAUGGGAGCCUUGACCCCAUCUGGUUCCAUAACGAGGUUGGAAUCUGCUGAGACUGGACUGCGAGCUCCUGGAAGGAUGGAGAAUGUUAUUUUUCUUGUUAAAUUUCUAUUUUUUGGUGCUCCCCCCUUCCCUUUCUUCCGGCAUGGGAAAUAGUGAGCCGAUUUUACAUUUUGUUUACCUGUUGCCGUUUUUGGGGUGGGGGUGGGUGGGGGACGUGCACAUCAGAUUCUGAGACUUAAUGAGCAAAACUGUAUUUCCCAUCUAUUCUGGUUGGCCGCUGCUUUCACCAGCAAAGCCUGAGCCCAAGCUGCACUGAGCUAUAUAAGACUGUUGUGCUGUGAAGGGGAAGAGCCAGCAGAGGGGUGGGGAGGCAGGGUCUGUCGAGCUGUGGUAUGGCUUCCUGCACUCUUAAGGAAAGCUUGCUGGAGGUGUGUGUGUGCGUGUGUGCGCAAAUAUUGAAGCCUGGUCAAACAGUGGGAAAUCAGCCAGGUUGAGGGGGGAAAUGCUGUUGCCUUUGUUUGAGUGCAAAUGGGACAUGGGUAGCAUCGUGGAGCUCUUCCACCGCAGGUGCCGUUUGCAGUUUGAAUAAUGGACGUAUCUAUCUCUUGACUUUCCUCCACCACUACUAACAUCCAUGUCCUGGCUGUUGUAACAAUGUCGAUAACCCCAUCAGGCAGAUGUAAAUGCACAGUGGACAUCCGAAGCCAAUCUCUGAUUGCAAACGGGCUUUUCACCUCAUUAACAGCUCCUGACAACUUCGAACCAAGAUGACCUACUGAACAAAUAGAGCGAAGGCUUGGCAGGUGAAAGGCAGUGCCUCUCGGACGUUUUAAUGUGGGGAGGCAAAUUUUUUGAAGCACCUUAGCCCCCCAUCCCGGUGUGAGAGAGGGAAAGAACAAAGUAAAGUUGGGAGUAGUCAUUUUCUCUCCUCUUCACCAAACCCUCCCCCCAAAAUUCUGUAAGGUAGAGCAUCUAUCUUCCAGCCUUAGUGGGAAAACUGCUCAGUACUUCAACAAAGUAAUAUUGCAUACUGUUGUUCACGGCAAGAGCAAGAUGAGGAUUUUGUCAUAGCAAAAAACCAACCAACCUACAACUAUUUAGAAGUGAUUGUGACAUCCAAGAGGUAUGUCUCCUUUUUUUUUGGUAUGUGCUAAAGCUUCUUCCAUCCCUUGCUGAAGGUACUUGGCCUAAGUUUGUUGGUGAUUUUUUUGAAAGCUGUGAUUUAACUUAUUAUUAUUUAUAUUAUUAUUGUUGUUAUUAUUGUUAUUAUUAUUAUUACUGUUGUUAUUGUAAAGCUUGCUCCAUAUUUCGUGACCAGUCUUACUCUGCUUCAGCCACCAUCUCCAUCCUGCACACUGGAUAUAGCAAACUGUGAGAUUUCAUAGUUACUGAGACUUUACUUGGGAAUUUUCUUAGAAUAAAAGAGGACAGCUCGUAAGUUAUCUUUUAAAGAUAAAUCUUGAAAAACCCUGAUUUCAUCUCUGUGUGUUUUUUAAAUGAAUAGGCUCUAAGGAAGCUGGGCUUCUGUUCUUCCCAUUAUGAGCUUCAAAGUUGAUUCCAGCAUUCAGUCCUAAUAGCUGCUUGUGCAACACCCUCUCAAAUCUCUCAUGCUGUUUUUGUCCCUGCGUUGGUCUGAAACAUGCUUCUGAGUUGACUUUUAUUUACUGCCUCAGCAACCAUUGAUCCAUGCAUCACUCUACCCGCAAAGAAGAUUUUCUUUGGUCGCCCAUCCUUGUACGUUAUUUUCUUUUUAUGAAAUAAGUGAAUUGAAGAUGCACUGAUCUGCUGAAGUUGAGCCCUUCCCUGAGGGUCCGUUGUCUCCUAACAGUUCUCACAGCAGCCGAGACACUUGUGUUAGACGAGAGCCAAUGAAGGUGUUGGGUGUUUCCUGUGGUGGUAGUGGUGGUGGCGAGAAAAACUGCAUCCUUGGAACUUCUUCUGAUACACUGGAAAAAGGCAUGGCCCGCUGCUGCAGUACAUGGGGCUUUGCUAGCACUGAAGCUGUGCAUCAAAGUAGCAGCAAAGGAAGUAUUACUGAAAGGACUUGCAAACUUGAAACUGAAGAAGUUCUCGGUGCUGGAUGGAAUCUUGAACAAACAACAACCCUCAGACGUGCAUUUUGAAGUGUAACAAUACACGGGAAGGACAAUCUGUUUUAUCCUAAUUAGCACGCCUUGGAGCUUGUGUGUGGUUGCAAGAGAGGGUUUAAAGACACUGGAAUUUAGUUGUGAGUGGCAGCCAAAAGAGGAUUCAAGAUUUCGCGCUUAUCCGGACAAGAAAUUUGUUGGUGGCUCUUUAGUGAGUUGUUCAAAGGCCUUGGAUUGCAUACAGUUUUUUCUUAAUCCAAUCUCAUCAUAUCCACCCUCCUUACCUCACUUAAAAUGGCAAGCUCCUCAAUCCAUUGUGGACUUGGAGAUUUAUUUAUUUCCCCUCUCUUCAUGCUUGAUUCAAAUAAGAGAUGAGACCAAAAGUCCCACAAAGCUAAGGCCUGCACUUGCAGCGGUGGUGGGAAAAUGUUUCUUAAAAUCUGGUUCAAACACGCACAAACCAUGUCCCAGCGAUGGGCACUGGGUGUCUGCUAUUGGCCUCCUGUCAUUUUGUUGAACUGAACACCUCUAGAACUCCAUUGCCUGACUACCACAUAGCGAAGGCCCGAUGACGUGUAAAUAACUCGCAGGGAGCCAUUUGGCUUCCUUGGCUGCUGUUGGGUCCACGUUAGGUCUGCAGGAACGGCUUUCCUGUUAAAGGAGCCUCCUGGUUUUGUUUGUUCUUUAAUUCAUCCCUUGUGGAGCUGUUCAAUGAGUUCUCUUUUUGAAAUGUGUGAAUGUUGUGGAUGAGUGUUAUUCACAGUAAGAAAUUAUGCACUGUAUCUUUUUUGGGGGGGAGGAGGGUGUUGUCUGCCUCUGUCUAAUCCAUUGCUUUGGUAUCUUCUGAUGUGGCAUCUGUUACUCUCCGUAGUAAUAGUUGGGAGAGAAGUGGGGGAGGGAUGGUUAACCAAGAACAAGCUGGUGGUUUUAAAAAUCUCUUUAGAAUCAAUUGCCCCAUUUUACUCUUUGUAAUUUGUACUUUUAUUUUCAUUUAGUGCGUUCAGGUUGGGCCUGGGAACUUCCCAGCACUUUGGCUCCUUAUAGUCCUUGGAGCUUUUACUUCAGCAAAGGAUGCUCUUCUUCCUCCCAAUAUCUGGAACAGAAAGUAAUGUGUAAAUACUUCCCUCUGAAUAGAAUUUGGGGACCCUGGUUAGCCUUUACAAUGCUACUUUGGCUGUGUGGAAGAGCAGCAACAUAUCCAUAAGUACUUAUGUAAGUCUUUGCUAGUGCCAGAGGAUGAAAAAUGGGGAAGAAAAGGUUUGCUUGAUGGGCCAGCAGCUAUUGAAUCCUGGUCCAAAAAUACAGAACUUUAAUUGUGUCGGCUUACAGUACCACACUAGCAAACUUUUGGGUUUCUGGAUUCAAAUGUCACUUCUUUUUUUAAUGAGGUGGGCUGCAGAUGCAGCUUGUUACAGCCAUGCUCUUAAUUGCUUUGGAAUUUUUUUUUAUAACUUGGGUGCUAACUUAAGGCUAAAAAGAGCAGGCAAUGUUUUACAAUUCAGUGCAUCUUUUAGAAGAUGCCCAAAGGGGCUGUUUUUGGUUGUUACUACAAAUCAAAUCUGCACAAUGUUGUGAUGUUCCCUUCUAUUCGCCCCAGAGCUCCUUGAUACAGUAUCUCUCAAAAACGAUAAGGGACAUGUGCGCUGAUGAAGUAAUUAUUAUUUAUUUUUAUGAACUGCCUAAAAUGCA